Caenorhabditis angaria is the source of this 688-nucleotide messenger RNA. NCBI's taxonomy places the organism in Eukaryota, Metazoa, Nematoda, Chromadorea, Rhabditida, Rhabditidae. The record is from the annotation of a GenBank genome assembly.
AUGUUUAUCCAUCGUUAUUUUUCUGUCGUCAAACCUGAGCAAUUAUUCUAUUUUCAAGGAAAACGAAUAACUCUUUGGAUUAUUUACUCAUUUCUAAUCGGUUUAUCAUGUUGUAUAGCAAAUUCAUAUUUUGGUGCUCCAGAUGAUUAUUCAUCAAACUACGUCUAUUCAGAAUUUCUAGAAGUUUAUAAUCGUUUUAUUGAAGAAACCCCAGCUGUCAUAGUUAUUCUAUUCGAUGCUGAUGGGAAGAUUCGAUUAAGGAAUCUGAUUUAUUUGAUGUUUUGUUUCAUCACAAUAUUUAUUCAGAAUUUUAUCAUUUUCUUUUGCGGUUUCAAAAUUCGUCGUAAAAUGUAUCACAAAAACAAUAAUUAUUCUCCAUCGCUCCGUAAACUUCACAAUCAGUUCUUCAAAACUCUGAUUUUCCAAGUGGCUACUCCAACUAUCCUUCUAGUUAUCCCAGUAAUGAUAAUCGCAUGUCUCCCAUUUUUCCAAUUCGAAAUUAGUUUACCAACUGGUUUUUUAAUAUGUUUUUCUGAAAUUUAUCCAGCUAUCGAUUCAUUGAUUGUUAUGUAUAUAAUCACAGAUUAUCACAAAGCUAUCAAAGGUGAAUUGAAUUGAGAGAAAAAAUGUUUUAAAAUUGUUCUUUUCAGAUUUUUUCAAUGAUAUGAAAUACUAUACAUGCUGUUAA